Molecule: messenger RNA, 1270 nt
Organism: Pectinophora gossypiella (pink bollworm)
Lineage: Eukaryota; Metazoa; Arthropoda; Insecta; Lepidoptera; Gelechiidae
Product: ashwin-like
Exons: 3
Coding region: 119-595 (158 amino acids)
Biological process (GO): embryonic morphogenesis
Cellular component (GO): tRNA-splicing ligase complex
Source: RefSeq, a predicted model, not a curated record
UUGUCUUUAAAAAUACAGUUUAGAUAACCUGGCAUAAGUUGGAGGCGAAAAAUGAAUCAAAAUAAAUAAAAAUCGCCGUUUUCUGAAACUAUAUACACAAAAAAUUUCUUCCAGAACAAUGAAUGUGCCUUGUGAUUUGUUGUUACAUCCAGAAUUGUUGACUAAUGAGCAGCUAAAGGACAUAAUUCAGCAGAGACACUUAAAGAUUCCCUAUAUUGAGCAGAUGCAGAGGGAUGAUUUAUUAGAUUUGUUCCAUCAAUUUUGUGUGCCGUAUGGACAGAGAAGAUACCGGGAUUCUGGUAGAGGGAAGAUCCUGAACAAGACAAGGCAAAUGAGCCCAGAAAGGCCACCGAAGUUUAACACAAUAAACACUAUUGAAAGUAGAAAGUUAUCCCGUACAUGGAGUAGUGACAGAAUAAAGCCACCACCAGACCUGUUAUCAGGACAUAUGAAAAGAAUAAAAUUAGAAAAUAAGAGUCCUACUGUAAAUAAAGAUGUAAAUAAUAUUAAGAGGAAAAUGUCUGUUGAUGGAGAUACUUUAAUAAAUGAGAGCCCACCUCCAAAGAAAGAUAAGAAGCCAAUUACAUGGCCUUAAGGUCCAACAAUUCAAUUCUUCGUAGCAGGUGAAGGUGGAUCUUUACCAAGAUCUGGAAAAAUGUUGUCUAAGAAAAGAAAGAAUUGUCUAUUCUGUGGAGUUGUGUGUGUUUUAUACACAACUUAUACUCCUUUAGUGUGGAAGAGCUGGUUACUAAGAGACAACCCGGUAUUGAAGUCGUAAGAUGGAUUGAUGAAAUUUAUGGGGUCAGUUAAUGACAAAAUGAUUAUUUAUUAUGCAGAACAUAAGUAUAAAAAUGGACCUGUUAAUCUGCAAAUGAAUUGAUAUGAUUAAGAGUGUUAGAAAAAGUGAUGCUGUAACUGAGGGAAAGGCUGAAAACUAGGUGUAAUUUAAAAAAAAAUAAUGAACUGGACAUUUUAUUUUAUAUUAUGAUUUUAUGUACAUUACUUUUAAUGUUUUCUAUAACUUUUAAUACUGUAAUGAAAUUGUUUUUUUUUAAACAAACCUAAAUGUAAUUAAUUGACAUUCUAUUUUGUAUAAUAUUCUUGUUGUUAAUUUGUGAAGUUAGCAAUGAUAAUUAGGAAUAUUGGUAGUCACAAAAUUGAUUCAUGUAUUUAUCAUUGAUGUAUAAUGUGUAACUAGUAUUUAUGGCAAAUUAUUGAUGAAAGUGAAACGGUCUGGAGGCGCAUGUUGCUCAGUGAAACUGUUGUUUUU